AUGGGACUCCUCUUCAUGGCUGUCAAACGUAAAGCAGGACCAACGGCUAGCACUACUAGUGUCGGCAGUGUCGGCAGCUUAGAACAUCCAGCACUUUCACUUUCCAAUAUCUUCAACAACGAAGAGAUAACUCAACUCCAGAAACUCCACCCCAUUCAUUUACCCAACACAUCAGACACAAGCAUCAACCGUAAUGGAACAGACUAUGUUUAUGUGAUCAACUGGCUCUAUCAAUGUCGUGGGUUUGUCAAGCUUCAAUCGGAAUAUUUUGAUGUCGAUCUCUUUGAAAUGGAACUAUUAGACUCGUCACAUUCUUCAGAUAUAAAUGUCUUUAGCAACAGGUUACGACUGAAUCUUAUCAGUACGCUUCAGAGUUCCAAGUUGAGUUCGUUGGCCAACUUUGAGGCCAUUUUCCGUUUAUGGUUUGGCAUCGACACCCCAUUGGGUGGAAUUGACGAGGAGGAUGAAAACGACAUUAACGGUGGUGAUGUCAAUGUCGUCAAAGUCGACACCGGUACCGGCCCUUUACCAACCUUCAACAGCUUAAACAUCAACGACAAGUUCACCAUUUUGGCCAUAAUAAUGCGAUAUAUCUCUGAUUAUCUGGCGUUUAGAACAUUCAUUGAUAAAUCGGGAUUAAGUGUUGAACAGUUACGAAUCACUCCCUUCUUCAUUCACACCAGUGCCCCCGGGACCGUGGAAGAGUACUAUCAUUUGUUUGAUAAUACCCGUCUCUAUAAACGUACCAUCAAGCAUUCCCCCGUCACUAUCCCCCGGAAAAGAUCGGAAACAAAGGGUUCAUCUACCUACAAUUUUGAUGUCGUUUCCAUUGCGUUUGAACUGUUCUACAACGACAUUUAUGAGUUCAAUGAGUACUACAAGAAUAAUGUCGUUAAAUCCAAGACUAAAUUAGCUCGAGCCAUCGGGUCCCAACUCAAAAGUCACUUGGACCAAAUGUUCCAACUGGAAUUGAAAAAGAGGAAAGUAUUGGCAGCCAGAAGGAAGGAACUUCAAAUGGCGACAUUAUUGGCUACCCGGAAACGGUCUUCACGGUUGGAAGCCAAGGAAAUGAAACGUCAAGAAGAAGAAGACGAACGAUUGAAAUUGCAGGAAGAAGAACUUAAAAUCGCCGGGCUUCGGAGAUUGGAGAAACGGAGAUUGUUACAGGAGAAGUUGGAACAGGAGAAGGUCCAGAACUCAAGAGAACAUAGAUUGAAGUUACGUCAAGCUCAAAGUACUCAACAAACUCCUGAGCCGGAAGUUGGACCGGAGGUUGAACCGGAAGUUGAGCCGGAAGCAGAACCAAAAGUUGAAAUUGCAGCUGAACCGGUUGAGAGCAAUGACAGUACUGCUACCGAACUGCAUCCCAUCGAACCACAAUCACAUGUGAUUCAUUCUGGCUACCCAUUAAUGUCUAAUGGGGAAAUGUCGUAUCAUUCGUAA
Messenger RNA from Lizanozyma spartinae, 1443 nucleotides. RefSeq lists its product as uncharacterized. Lineage: Eukaryota; Fungi; Ascomycota; Pichiomycetes; Serinales; Debaryomycetaceae. The coding region runs from base 1 to 1443 and encodes 480 amino acids. The transcript is spliced from 2 exons. The record is from RefSeq and is a predicted model, not a curated record.